Messenger RNA from Paecilomyces variotii, 630 nucleotides. RefSeq lists its product as hypothetical. The record is from RefSeq and is a predicted model, not a curated record. NCBI's taxonomy places the organism in Eukaryota, Fungi, Ascomycota, Eurotiomycetes, Eurotiales, Thermoascaceae. The transcript has a single exon. The coding region runs from base 18 to 539 and encodes 173 amino acids.
CUCAGCAAGGCGUUAAUAUGAUUAAUUCGAAAUUUACGGUCGGUGUCACGUCGCAUCUAGACUUGAGCAUCCUCGGCCAAUUAAAUAGUCCUACGGGGCUAUUUAGAGGUCCAAUGGACCUGGCUAGAACUUCUUUUAUUUUCUUUCUCUUUUUUAAGAUAUAUAUAAGCUAUGUGUGCUAUAAUUCCUCAGCGCGAGGCAAUCAAUCUAUAGUCUCGAAUUUAUGUCCCAUUUUCAAUGGAGAACGUCAGGGGACACAGGGAAAUUAUCGUGGAUAUUAUGGGAGCCAUUUGUUUGAUAAUAGCAGGUCUCUGAUGGUAUCGAAACUGCAGCCAUGUUCGAUUUACGGGGUCACUUCCACAUUUCUCAUUCUCCAUAUAAAUACGUUGCUUCCAUCCAGGAUAUCAUCUGACUGUUUUCCAUGUCUUCGGGGAAGCCUGAAACUUAGAUGCAGUCAAAUCAUCGCUUGCAACAAAUGCUUCAGACAUCACCGAUCGUAUAGACCAGGAAAGCUUCUUUGCAUAAUAAUUAGAAGCUAAAUGUGCGUUUAUAUAUAAUCUAUAGCUUAGACCCAAGUAAACACCUACUCAACCAGCUAGAAAGCUCAAUCCACUAUUUGCUUCCGUGCCG